AUGUCAGGAAAAGUGAUCGGUCUAAGAGAAUCUAUAGCAGAACACAGACCUGUGAUUUCACGCCUGUGCUCUCUGGCAAAACGGUUGUCAGAACUAAAUCCCAACCAGGGUGACGAGUUCUGUCGCAAGGCUGCAGAGGCCGAGGAGCAGCACAGAGCCAUUAGAGACCGGGUCAAAGAGACUGCAAGCGUGCUUGAGGAGUCACUCCCACGAUUAACACAGCUGAACGAGAGAAUGACUCUCAUCAGAGAGAGUCUUGAUCGCCUGCGCAGUCGCAUACAGACGCCCACAUCACUUCAAGGACUCACCCCAAGGAUCCAGGAGCAGCUGCAGGACAACAAGCACACCCUGGCCGAGCUGUCCAAACUGGAGCUGGGCCUCAGCAGUGUUAAGACCCAGGCAGACGAGUUGCUGGCUAACACACAAGCAGCUGGCGAUGGAUCCAUUGGCACGGCAAUCAAGGAGCGCGUGUCCAGCCUGUCUCAGCUUUGGGAGGAGACACACACUCAGGCCCAGGAGAGGGACAGCUGGCUGCUCAAGCUCUUGGAUCUCGCCUCUAAGUUCUGGAGUGAUGUUGGGGAUGUUACGGCUGCUCUCAAUGAUGCUCAGCAGGCAGUUGUGGACCUCAACUCUAGUCGGUCGGACUGUGAAACAAUCCGGCAGAGCCUGGAAACCAUGCAGACUGUCAAGGAGGAUGUUGACAGUUUACAGGGAGAUCUGGACAUACUUGGCGUUGUGGGAAUGGACCUUAUGUCAGCAUGUGGAGAUACGGACAAACCCGAUGUCACAAAGAGCCUGGAUGAACUCUACUGCAUGUGGAACAACUUGAGCAAACUGUGGAACGAAUGUCACAAAAAGCUGGAAGAGUCUUUGCGGCUGGCACUACACUAUCAAGACACAAUGCAGGGUCUAUUUGAGUGGUUGAAGUCUGCGGAGCUGAGGUCUACUGAGGAGUUCAUGGUAGGAACUGACCUGGAAUCAGUUAAAGAGCAGCUGUGUGAUCUCAAGGAAUUCAAGCGAGAACUUUACCAGAAGAAGAUCGAGAUAGAAAGCCUGAACCAUCGCUUUGUGUGCCGACUGUCUCCAGGCUCUGAGCGCCCCUGCUCAGUCUCGCCGCUGUGUGACUUCAGAAUGCGCUGGGACAGCCUGGAGUCCGAGACGGUCAACAGACAGCAUCAGCUGGAGUGUGCUCUGUUGGGUCUGGGUCAGUUCCAAAACACUCUGGACGAGCUGCACACGUGGCUUUCUCGUACAGCGGACCAACUGCAGGGCAGCCAGCCAAUCAGCAUUGAUCUGCAGACCUGUGAAAUAGAGUUGGCCAAACACAAGGUCUUGCGUAACGACGUCAUGUCCCAUGUUCGCACGGUGGAGUCACUGAACCAGGCUGGCAGGGGGCUGCUGGAGGUCGGGUAUGGGGACAGUCCACAUGGUCUGCAGUCUCGGCUUGAGCAGCUCAAUGAGAGCUGGGAGUUUGUUCGCUGCGAGACUGAACGCAGGCAGCUGGAACUGGAGAACAGACAGAGUCAGGUCCAAGAUGUUACAAUGGAGAUUCAGGAUCUCCUGCAGUGGCUGGAGAACACAGAUCUCAGACUGUCCUCCUCCAAGACCAUGUGGGGAAUGCCAGACUCUGCCAGUGAAAGGCUCAGUGCACACUUGGAGUUGUGCAAUGAGACGGAGUCGAAGCUCCACGGCUUCACAGAUGUGAAGAAUGCCGUCCACAGGAUGCUGGAGGGCAGCGAUGUUGUGCGGGGGUCGAGCACAGAACACAGCCUCUCUAUUCUUGAACAGAAAUGGGCAUCUGUUUACAGCAAAGUCCAGGAGCGAAAGGCAAAGCUUACAGAGGGAUUGGGUCUGGCCAAAGAGUUCCACAGCAACGUCCAGGAGCUUCUCACUAAGUUGAGCAAAUGUGAAGAGUCCAUCGGGCUUCUUCCUUCUCCCAGCUUUGUCCUGGACACCGUUUGUUCUCAGCUGCAGGAUCACAGAACCCUGUUGAAUGAGGUGAGCUGUUACGGUGAGAAGAAGACCACAGUAGAGAACACAGGCUGCAGACUAAAUGAACUGAGCAGGAAGGAAGACUGCGACGUCAUACAUAACCUGAUCAUGACCGUCCAGGAUCGCUACAAAAAGCUCCAGCAGCGUUCCUCAGACAGAGGCAGGAUGCUGGAGGAGGUCAAAAAGAGCGCCAAGCGGUUCAGAGAAUCCUGGCGCCUUCUACUGGACUGGAUGACUGAAGUCGAACAGACAUUGGACACACAUAAAGAGAUUGCAGUGUCCCAUGAGGAGAUUAAACAACAGCUGACUGAGCAAAAAGAGUUCCAGAAACUGCUGAGGUCAAAGAGGCCCAUGUACGAGGCCACGCUGAAAAGCGGCCGCAGCCUCCACGAACGAGCUAAGACGAGCCAUGACCGACAGCAUCUGGAAAACCUGCUGGCUGAACUAAAAGACACGUGGGACACCAUCAGCGGCAAGUCCAUGGAGAGGCAACACAAGCUGGAGGAGGCUCUGCUGUUCUCAGGCAGAUUCACUGAUGCUCUCCAGGCACUCAAUGACUGGUUGUAUAGAGCUGAGCCCCAACUGGCUGAGGAUGUUCCUGUUGGUGGAGACAAAGACAUGGUCAAUAAUCUGAUAGACAAACACAAGGCGUUCCAAAAGGAGUUAGGGAAGCGAGCCGGAUGCAUUAAGACCCUGAAGCGAUCUGUGAGGGAUCUGACCAGGAGCAGCACAGCUGACGCUCACUGGCUCCAGGAGCAGAUGGAUGAACUGGGGGGCCGCUGGGAGGCUGUGUGUAAGCUGUCAGUCAGCAAACAGGACAGACUGGAAGCUUCACAUCAGCAGGCUGAGAAGUUUGAUGGCCUUGUCCACUCUUUCAUGGAACGCCUGACUGAGGCCGAGAGGGUAUUGAAAUACGGGCUUAUACCUGAGGAGGAGGAGAUCUUACUUGCCUUCCGCAAACAGCAUGAGGAGUCAGUGAGUUCUCUGCGGUCUCAGGCUGUGGAGCUGCAGAACAUCCAGUGUCUGGGUGAGGAGAUCCUGGCAUCCUGUCACCCAGACUCUGUCAUCACAAUCAAAUCCUGGAUCAGUGUCACCAAAACGCGCUAUGAGGAGGUUCAAACCUGGGCUCAGCAGCAGGGCCAGAAGAUCCACGGCAGCUUGGCGGUGCUGGAGGCAGAGAGAGAGGAAGUCCAGAGACUUCUCGACUGGAUCUCCUCCGCACAGGAAGCCCUCAACCUCAGAGACCAAGAGCCUCUGCCUGAGGCCACAGAACAGAACCUGGAACUCAUCGAGCAACACACUGUAUUCAUGGAUGAGUUGGAUAAAAAGUUUCCAGAGGUUGAAAACGCCACAAAAUCCUGCAAACUCAAGAGUGUUCCUAAACAGCUAGUGUCUCCCAGCAAAAGACCCCUCACAAAGAGGAGGAGCACUCUGAAGCUGCAGCCUGUUGUACCGGUUCCCCUUGAGCACCUCGACCCCCAGACCCCAGAGCUCAGUCAGCUGGUCGGUCAUUGGCAGAGGCUUUGGCUCCAGGCUGUGGCGAGACAAACCCGUCUGCAACAACACCAGCAAACACUCAAAGAGAUGGAAGAAUUUGCUAACUUUGACUUCAACAUUUGGCGAAAGCGUUACAUGAUGUGGAUAAGUCAUUUGAAGUCGCGCAUCUUAGACGUGUUCCGCUGCAUCGACCGCGACCAGGAUGGACGCAUCAGCCAGAAGGAGUUAAUCGACUACGUCCUCGCCUCAAAGUUCCCCACCAACUCUCUGGAGAUGAAUGCAGUGGCAACCAUCUUUGACGUGAACAGUGACGGCUUCAUCGAUUACUACGAGUUUGUGAGUGCACUACAUCCCAGCAGAGAUCCCUACAGGAAAACACUGGAUGCAGAUCAAAUCAAUGAAGAGGUGAGUCGACAGGUGUCACAGUGCAACUGUCCCAGGAGGUUCGAAGUGGAGCAAAUAAGUGCCAAUAGAUACAGGUUUGGAGAUUCCCAGCAGCUGCGGAUGGUUCGUAUCCUGCGCAGCACGUUGAUGGUGAGAGUGGGAGGAGGCUGGACGGCUUUAGAUGAGUUCCUGGUGAAGAACGACCCCUGCAGAGUGAAAGGUCGGACUAACCUGAAGAUCAAGGAGAAGUACUUGUCUCCUGCAGGAAGCAGAGCCAAGGGUUUGACUGUCAGCAGGUCCAACUCCAGCCUCAGCCUCUACAGCAGUGCCUCUGCCCCCACCAGCCCCAUGACACGCAAGGCAAGACCUCCACUCUGUUUGCUUACAAAUGGCUGCAGCAACAUCUUGUUUUUUUUAUCUUGA
Messenger RNA from Platichthys flesus (European flounder), 4296 nucleotides. It is a transcript of the gene macf1b, whose product is annotated as microtubule actin crosslinking factor 1b. The transcript is spliced from 28 exons. The coding region runs from base 1 to 4296 and encodes 1431 amino acids. Gene Ontology annotation, cellular component: intermediate filament; hemidesmosome; membrane. Gene Ontology annotation, molecular function: structural molecule activity; microtubule binding; calcium ion binding. Gene Ontology annotation, biological process: wound healing; hemidesmosome assembly; cytoplasmic microtubule organization. The record is from RefSeq and is a predicted model, not a curated record. NCBI's taxonomy places the organism in Eukaryota, Metazoa, Chordata, Actinopteri, Pleuronectiformes, Pleuronectidae.